AUGAAUGAUCACAUCGAACAUGCACAUGCACAUAAAGCUGGAUCGAAUUUGAUAUUGAAGUCCAAGUUUGAUGCCAUAGAGCAGAAGUUGGCAGAGCAUGGUCUGGCAGUGUUAAAUGAAAAUUGGGAGAAAAAGGAGGAUAAGGAUGGAAAUCAGGAUGAGGAUGAAAAUGAUGUUGAUGGAAAGGAUGAGAAUGAAAAGGAUGAUGAGGGAAAAGAUGAUGAGGAUAAAAAAGAGGAUCAGGAGGGAACGCAUGAUGCGGAUAAAAAUGAGGAUCAGGCAGGAAAGGAGGAUCAGGAUACAGUUUCCCCUGUUAGACAUGACGAUGAUGUUGAGGAUGCGGAGGUAGUUGCUCGAUUGAUGGAUCUCACAGAACAAGUGUUUGAACAGCCAAUGACAGACAAAAGUUCAAUUGGAGUUGAAGAGAUUCCAAAAGCCAACUACACAUUUACACGGAGAACAAAAAGAGGUUCCACAUCGAGACGUGCAAAUAUAUAUAAUCUAAUUCGAAAAGAGUCUCAAUCACAAGAGACAAGCACGAACCACAAUCUUGAUGGUCCUUGGCCAAUCAAUUUAAAGAGGGCUGAGGAUACAUCUUAUUUGGUGGUUGGUGGAACGAAGAUGUACAAAAAUUGGUUUAUCAACGCAAUGACACCCGAUUACUGGUUGACAGACCAGCAUAUGGACGUGGCAAUGUACCUCCUCAUGAAGAGGAUCAAGCAAUACCCUGCCAUAUUCAAUAAGAAGGUUGUGCUGUUGGACACUAUAUUCACUGACAAACAUGAAGUCUUUGAGCACUAUAUUUUUGGAAAAAACCCUAAAGGGUCCAUACCAUUGAAUGGUGUAGAUUACAUUUACUUUCCCAUGAAUUGGAGAAAUAUCCAUUGGGUUGCAAUUGAGGUUGAAGUUGCCAACAAAUGGAUCAAUGUAUAUGAUUCCAAAAUUUCAAUCACCAGCAAGGAGGAUUGCAAUAAUCAUAUGAAACCCUUGAGGAAUAUGUUGCCAUACAUCCUUCGUUUGGGUGGGAUUGAUACAGGAGUCGCCCCAUGGUCUGUUCAUAGAUUGCAAGAUGUUCCUCAGCAAGAGACCGGGGGAGAUUGUGGGAUGUUCACAAUAACAUUUAUAGAGGUGUUAAGUGCAGGAAUGCCAAUAAAACUUAUUAAGCAAGAAGACAUGAUGUUUUACAGGAGAGAAUUCGCAAUCGAGUCAUACGGACAACAUUUUUAA
Molecule: messenger RNA, 1227 nt
Organism: Tripterygium wilfordii
Lineage: Eukaryota; Viridiplantae; Streptophyta; Magnoliopsida; Celastrales; Celastraceae
Product: ubiquitin-like-specific protease ESD4
Exons: 6
Coding region: 1-1227 (408 amino acids)
Biological process (GO): protein desumoylation
Cellular component (GO): nucleus
Molecular function (GO): deSUMOylase activity
Source: RefSeq, a predicted model, not a curated record